AUGGACGCAGGCCUUCCGCAGUACGAACGCUCUCCGUUGGCUCGUUCUAGCACUUCAUCCGCAUCUCGUGGUGUGCGCCCACCGACGGAACAUCUAUACCAUCGAUUCACCUCGUCUAAGGGUCAACCCUGGCUGACCCUUAAGGUCGCUAGCAAGGCUCCUGCUUCCAGCUAUCUUCCCGCUUUUUAUCAGGGCGAAGCUAUAACUGGUAGCGUCGUCCUAUGUCUAGACCGGGAAGAGACCAUCAAGUCAGUAUCUGUACAACUUUUCGGGCAAAUGACUUCCUCCACCACGGAUGUCCUCAAUUUCCUCCAAAUAUCUCAGGUUCUGUGGCCCCCGUCUUCGUCUUCGGCGCUUCAGAACAGCUCCCAGAGUACCGCUAAUCCGGGAAAGCUAUCUGGGGAACACAGUUGGCCGUUUUCACUCACCUUACCCGAAUCGUGUCUCCUCAAGUCGCCAAACGGGCUAGAUCAAUCGUAUUCCCUGCCGGCAUCGUUCUCGGAGCGCAUGGCCAGGGUUCACAUUCAGUAUCAAAUUGUGGUGACAGUACAUCGAAGCAGAUUCCGGGUGGAUAGUACCCUUGGCACCGUCGUCGGCUACUGCCCCAAAAUCCAACCAGGCGCGCCAUCGCUAGCACGCCAGAUUGCCUAUCUGGAGAAUAGCCCGUUAAUCGGUCCUGACGGAGAUCCAGAUGGCUGGCAACUCCUCGAGCCUCUCCGCAUCAACGGCUCAGUCUUCUCCACUCGUUCCGUAGAGGCCACCUGUACGCUCGCGUUAGCUAAACCCCUGUGUUAUACGCGGGGAAGCGUCAUACCCUGCCUUAUGACGAUCGAGACCACCGAUCCUCAGGCCCUAGACCUCCUUUCUGCACCGCGGAGCCCAGUCGUCCGAUUGCUGCGGCGAAUUUCCACGCCGGACACCACGGCUGGCUCCGCUGGCACGAAAACGCUUCCGGGCUUGGAGUUCGAGAGCAGUAGCCAGGAGGUGACCGCCGCAGUGUGGUGGUCCGAACAUGCAAGGGACCCGAGAAGCCCUCAGAGGAGGGUGCUGCACGGGGAGAUCCAUCUCUCGCCCGGGCUGAAGCCCACCAGCAGAUUGGGCAAGUUCGAGCUCUCAGUGAGUGUUACGCCACCAUCCUUGCGUUACCUGCUUCCCACCCUGCACGCGUGCCUAGUACUCGGUCGCCGUCUACCCUCCGAGGGCGGUCGCAUUCCUGCCCGAUGGCGGCGCGGAGGCGGUGCUCCAGAGCGAAUGCGUGGUCAUUGGCACCGUCUACGCCGCUGGGCCCAGGCCGAGAAUCCACUCCCCUCCUGGAUACGAUGA
This is a messenger RNA of Trametes versicolor FP-101664 SS1, 1323 nucleotides long. RefSeq lists its product as uncharacterized. The record is from RefSeq and is a predicted model, not a curated record. Bases 1 to 1323 code for a protein of 440 amino acids. The transcript has 5 exons. Lineage: Eukaryota; Fungi; Basidiomycota; Agaricomycetes; Polyporales; Polyporaceae.